Molecule: messenger RNA, 1241 nt
Organism: Seminavis robusta
Lineage: Eukaryota; Bacillariophyta; Bacillariophyceae; Naviculales; Naviculaceae
Source: the annotation of a GenBank genome assembly
AAAAUCUGCCCGCAGCACAGGCAAAUACAGCUUGAAGAGAAGUCUUUCCUCCCUUCGCCCAAAAAGACACACCCUCGCUUCGUCCACUUACUUCCCUCUACCACCACCAAACUCAACACCAACCCAGGCAGACCGAACUAGCUAGCUAGUAAUAGAUAGAAAGCCAUGUCUGGAGACGACCCCUUUGACAAUUACGACCACGAGACGGAGGUCACUGUUGGCUUUUCCGAUGGUACCCUUCUAGCAAUCUCUGUGUUUGGGUUUGCCGUCAUGGCCUUUGUUGUCUUUUCCAUUAUCAUUUCUCGCGUCAAAUCGGCGGACGAAUUGGAAAAGGGCGAAGCGGAUACCGACUUGAAUUACGAAGAAGAGCUGCUGCGUGCCGAUGUCGCUUCUCUCAAUCGAGCGCAGAGACGUGCUCGAGCCAAGGCACUCAUGAAACGUGAACGCCGUGUCGUCGGUGACGAACAGCAGCUUCCGCAGCAUGACGACGAACACCAUAACGAGGACGACAGUAACGAGCCUCAUCUGUCUCGCAAGGAUCGACAAAAGGCGGCCAAAGUAGCGGAAAGGAAGGAACGUCAUGUAAACGAAGAACAGAGACGAGAAGAACAAAAACAAGCCAUGCUGGUGGCCAAGGAAGAAAAGAAAAAGAGACUUGAAUUGGAAGCUGAGAGAGCCAAAGAACAAAAGAUAAGGAGGGAAGAGGAAUUAGAACAGAAAAAGAAGGAAGAAUUCGACAACUGGAACACAUUCCUCGUAUCGCGUGAUCGAACUGUCUCGCUGUCCGUUCAUGACUGGGUGCAAGAGCUGCAAUUCCAAAAUGCUGUCGUGGUGCCGCUGCGGAACAUAACCAGACGAUUCGAUUGUUCCAUGGAGCAAGUUAAAGAGAGGAUCUGUCAAUUGGUCGAUGAGGGAAGAAUCAAUGGAGUCGUCGAUGGAGAAAUGUUCUAUGUACUAUCCCACAGACACUUGCUUUCCUUGGCAUCCUUUGUCGCAGCCAAUCGAGAAGUAUCCUUACGAGAUGUCUCCCACGAAACCAAAAGGAUCCUAGAGACCGCUUGAUCGAUCGAUCGUGACCUUAUACCACAAUCUCCAGCGGACUUGACUCAUUAUUAUUAUUACUCAAUUAUUGAAUAACUGACGGACCGACUGAAUCGACUCGACUCUUUGAUAGAUAUCACCUUGCAUCUUAGAACCUUAAAAGCAGCGUUGCAUCCUAUAAAAUACUGGUUGACAACCCC